AUGCCUCCCUCCAACAUCCCUCCUUCUCCACCAUCAUCCCUACUUCCCCUCCAUCCUUCAUACCUUACCGCCAACAUCCCUACUUCUCCACCAUCCCACAUCACUUCCCUUCCCACUUCACCGUUAUCUAUCCUACUCCAACUCAUUCUUCCAUGCCCUUCCCUCCAACAUCCCUACCCCCUCCCCCCCUCCAUUCCUCAUACCUUCCCUCCAUCAACCCUACUUCCCCUCCAUCAUCCCUACUUCCCCUCCAUCAUCGCUACAUCCCCUCCAUCCCUUAUACCUUCCCUCCAUCAUGCCUACUUCCACUCCAUCCCCCAUGCCUUCACUCCAUCAUCUCUUCUUACCUCCAUCAUGCCUACUUCCACUCCAUCCCCCAUGCCUUCACUCCAUCAUCUCUUCUUACCUCCAUCAUGCCUACUUCCACCCCAUCCCCCAUGCCUUCCCUCCAUCAUGCCUACUUCCACUCCAUCCCCCAUGCCUUCACUCCAUCAUCUCUUCUUACCUCCAUCAUGCCUACUUCCACUCCAUCCCCCAUGCCUUCACUCCAUCAUCUCUUCUUACCUCCAUCAUGCCUACUUCCACCCCAUCCCCCAUGCCUUCCCUCCAUCAUGCCUACUUCCACUCCAUCCCCCAUGCCUUCACUCCAUCAUCUCUUCUUACCUCCAUCAUGCCUACUUCCACCCCCAUCCAUCAUGGCUUCCCUCCAUCAUACCUACUUCCACUCCAUCCCCAAUGCCUUCACUCCAUCAUCUCUUCUUACCUCCAUCAUGCCUACUUCGACUCCAUCCCCCAUGCCUUCACUCCAUCAUCUCUUCUUACCUCCAUCAUGCCUACUUCCACCCCAUCCCCCAUGCCUUCACUCCAUCAUCUCUUCUUACCUCCAUCAUGCCUACUUCCACCCCAUGCCCCACGCCUUCCCUCCAUCAUGCCUACUUCCACUCCAUCCCCCAUGCCUUCACUCCAUCAUCUCUUACCUCCAUCAUGCCUACUUCCACCCCCAUCCAUCAUGGCUUCCCUCCAUCAUACCUACUUCCACUCCAUCCCCAAUGCCUUCACUCCAUCAUCUCAUUUUACCUCCAUCAUGCCUACUUCCACCCCAUCCCCCAUGCCUUCCUUCCAUCAUGCCUACUUCCACUCCAUCCCCAAUGCCUUCACUCCAUCAUCUCUUCUUACCUCCAUCAUGCCUACUUCAACCCCAUCCCCCAUGCGUUCCUCUAUCAUGCCUACUUCCACUCCAUCCCCAAUGCCUUCACUCCAUCAUCUCUUCUUACCUCCAUCAUGCCUACUUCCACCCUAUCCCCCAUGCCUUCCCUCCAUCAUGCCUACUUCCACUCCAUCCCCCAUGCCUUCACUCCAUCAUCGCUUCUUACCUCCAUCAUGCCUACUUCCACCCCCAUCCAUCAUGCCUUCCUUCCAUCAUACCUACUUCCACUCCAUCCCCCAUGCCUUCACUCAAUCAUCUCUUCUUACCUCCAUCAUGCCUACUUCCACCCCAUCCCCCAUGCCUUCACUCCAUCAUCGCUUCUUACCUCCAUCAUGCCUACUUCCACCCCAUCCAUCAUGCCUUCCUUCCAUCAUACCUACUUCCACUCCAUCCCCCAUGCCUUCACUCCAUCAUCGCUUCUUACCUCCAUCAUGCCUACUUCCACCCCAUCCCCCAUGCCUUCACUCAAUCAUCUCUUCUUACCUCCAUCAUGCCUACUUCCACCCCAUCCCCCAUGCCUUCACUCCAUCAUCGCUUCUUACCUCCAUCAUGCCUACUUCCACCCCAUCCAUCAUGCCUUCCUUCCAUCAUACCUACUUCCACUCCAUCCCCCAUGCCUUCACUCCAUCAUUACUUCUUACCUCCAUCAUGCCUACUUCCACCCCAUCCAUCAUGCCUUCCUUCCAUCAUACCUACUUCCACUCCAUCCCCCAUGCCUUCACUCCAUCAUCUCUUCUUACCUCCAUCAUGCCUACUUCCACUCCAUCCCCCAUGCCUUCACUCCAUCAUCUCUUCUUACCUCCAUCAUGCCUACUUCCACCCCCAUCCAUCAUGCCUUCCUUCCGUCAUACCUACUUCCACUCCAUCCCCCAUGCCUUCACUCCAUCAUCUCUUCUUACCUCCAUCAUGCCUACUUCCACCCCCAUCCAUCAUGCCUUCCUUCCAUCAUACCUACUUCCACCCCAUCCCCCAUGCCUUCACUCAAUCAUCUCUUACCUCCAUCAUGCCUACUUCCACCCCCGUCCAUCAUGCCUUCCUUCCAUCAUGCCUACUUCCACUCCAUCCCCCAUGCCUUCACUCCAUCAUCUCUUCUUACCUCCAUCAUCCCUACUUCCAGUUAA
Messenger RNA from Haliotis rufescens (red abalone), 2328 nucleotides. RefSeq names its product extensin-2-like. The transcript has a single exon. The record is from RefSeq and is a predicted model, not a curated record. Bases 1 to 2328 code for a protein of 775 amino acids. Lineage: Eukaryota; Metazoa; Mollusca; Gastropoda; Lepetellida; Haliotidae.